AACAGCAGGGGUUGUUUCGUGGUCCCCGCAGCCCCAGGCUGACUCUCGCUUCUCUCCAGGGGGAUCCUACAUGGUGGAACCGGAGGAGAACAAGCGGACCAGGACGGCGUACACGCGGGCGCAGCUGCUGGAACUGGAGAAGGAGUUUCUCUUCAACAAGUACAUCUCCAGGCCGCGGCGGGUGGAGCUGGCUGUCAUGUUGAACUUGACCGAGAGGCACAUCAAGAUCUGGUUCCAGAACCGGCGGAUGAAGUGGAAGAAAGAAGAAGACAAGAAGCGAGGGGCGGGCAACAGCAACGACCCCGAGCAAGACUGCGUGGUGUCCUCCGGGGAGCUCCAGACCAAGGAGGAUCUCCAGGCGUGUCCCGCCGGGAACCUUCCUUCGGGAGCCUCCAGGGACCUUCUCGGCCCCAGCCUAGUGCCCAGAAGGCAGCAGGACUCUCGGUGAGCCGCGGGGAGCCCCAGGGCCCUGGACGAGGAGAAGGAUGGGACACGGAGAAGAGCCGAGAGCUUCCCUCCGCCGGGCAGAGCCACUCGAGCCUUCCCUCGGGGAAACGCGGUGCCGCCAUUCCCAAACUCUCGUUCCCGGGAAAUAGACGGAAGAUGCCGGGCUGUGGCAAGGAGAGGCUCGCUGUGGGCUCUAGCCCCGGAGGAGGCC
Cyanistes caeruleus (blue tit) is the source of this 658-nucleotide messenger RNA. Lineage: Eukaryota; Metazoa; Chordata; Aves; Passeriformes; Paridae. The record is from RefSeq and is a predicted model, not a curated record.